Misgurnus anguillicaudatus (oriental weatherfish) is the source of this 2937-nucleotide messenger RNA. It is a transcript of the gene gucy1b2, whose product is annotated as guanylate cyclase 1, soluble, beta 2. Gene Ontology annotation, cellular component: guanylate cyclase complex, soluble. The record is from RefSeq and is a predicted model, not a curated record. Gene Ontology annotation, biological process: response to oxygen levels; cGMP biosynthetic process. Gene Ontology annotation, molecular function: heme binding; guanylate cyclase activity. NCBI's taxonomy places the organism in Eukaryota, Metazoa, Chordata, Actinopteri, Cypriniformes, Cobitidae.
GAUGUGGGGCUGCAUAAUCUAUUCAAUUUAAAGGGCAUCUCCUGUUGGUCCAAGCAAGCAUCUCAAACAGGCUAUAGUGCAUAGAAAGCAGUAGGUCUGGGUUAACAGCUGUGUUGAAAAAAUGUACGGAUUUAUUAAUACUUGCUUGAAGUCUCUGGUCAUUGAAAAGUUUGGAGAAGACACAUGGGAGAAAUUGAGGUUAAUGGCUGGAGUCCAGGAUACAUUUAUGACCUAUGAAAUUUAUGACGAUGUCAUCACUCUGCGUUUAGUGCAAGAAGCUUGCAAAAUGCUGGAUGUCUCAUCUGAAGUGGUUUUGAAGCUGUUUGGAGAGUACUUUUUCAGCUUUUGUAAGAUGUCGGGAUACGACACGAUGUUGCGAACGCUUGGUGGAAACCUGGUGGAAUUCAUUGAGAAUCUUGAUGCUCUGCACAGUUAUCUAGCAUUGUCUUAUGAGGCAAUGAACGCUCCAUCUUUUCGUGUGGAACGGCUAAAUGAUGGGCGAAUUCUCCUUCACUAUUACUCAGACAGGAAAGGGCUCUAUCACAUUGUGCCAGGCAUUAUUGAGGCUGUAGCAAAGGAUUUCUUUGACAGCGAGGUGACCAUGACCAUUCUGAAUCAAUCGGAGGAAGAUGAGCGCACUGGGAAAAAGGAACAUGUGGUUUUCCACAUGGUGCAAAAGGAUAAGGUGUCCAGAAGAAAGAAAGACCAGAAGCUGAAAGAGAGAGAUGAGGGAACAGAGGUUGAGAGGAAGGACCAGGAGGAUGCAAUGAAGAAGAUGAAGGCCAGGUAUGCCAACCUGCAGAUGUGUCCAAGGAAACGAUCUCCAUGGGAAAUAGUGAGGAGCAUUGUCAUGUUGGGCCAAGGAAAUCUGAGAACCUCAUUCACCCCCAGCUACCCAAACAGACUCUGGGUCGAAGAGCAAGCCUUCUGUAAUGCUUUCCCUUUUCACAUUGUUUUUGACCAAGAUCUGGUGGUGAAGCACACAGGUGUGAACAUUCAGAAGUUUGUUCCUGGACUCCAGACCGUGGGUAUUCGUCUGGAUGAAUACUUCACCAUCGUUCACCCAGAAGUUACCUUUAACAUCCAGAGUAUCAAGAAGUUCAUCAACAGCCAGUUUGUACUGAAGACAAGGAGGGAAAUGUUACCAGAGAUCCAACAAAACCAGGCAAUACUAAAGCUGCGAGGACAGAUGAUGUGGAUGGAGUCGCUGAAUUGUAUGAUCUACCUGUGUUCACCUAAGCUACGGAGCCUUCAGGAGCUGGAAGAGAGGGGUCUCCACUUGGCCGACAUUGCCCAGCAUGACACCACGCGAGAUCUGAUCCUGCUUAACCAGCAGAGACUGGCAGAGAUUGAGCUCUCCAAUCAGCUGGAAAGGAAAAAAGAGGAACUGCGAAUCCUCUCACGCAACCUGGAGAUCGAGAAGCAGAAGUCAGAAAAGCUUCUUUAUGCCAUGCUGCCAACACAUGUCGCCAACCAGCUUAAAGAGGGCAAAAGAGUGGAGGCAGGCGAGUUCAAAGUGUGCACCAUCCUUUUCAGUGACGUGGUCACGUUUACUAACAUCUGCGCAGCCUGUGAACCCAUUCAGAUAGUCAACAUGCUCAAUGCCAUGUACUCCAGAUUUGAUCGUCUUACGAACGUCCAUGGCGUUUACAAGGUGGAGACGAUAGGUGACGCUUACAUGGUGGUUGGAGGUGUGCCCGUGCCUACAGACACACAUGCAGAGCGAGUGGCAAACUUUGCCCUCGGGAUGAGAAUUGCAGCGAGGGAGGUGGCAAGCCCGAUCACAGGACAGCCGAUACAGAUACGAGUGGGCCUGCACACUGGUCCAGUGUUGGCUGGUGUGGUAGGUGAGAAGAUGCCACGUUACUGCCUGUUCGGAGACACAGUAAACACAGCUUCCCGAAUGGAGAGCCAUGGAGUCCCAGACCACAUACACCUUAGUCCCUUCACCUACAGUGUGUUAAAGAACAAAAGCUAUGAGAUCAGUGAGAGAGGCGAGAUUGAGGUCAAAGGGAAAGGUCUGAUGGAAACAUAUUUCCUAUGGAAGAACCUGCGAAUGACCGAUGAGGAGAUCAUGGGUCUGGUCGAUGGAGAGACGUGCGUGUACCAAGAUAACCCGGAGGAUGUGACAGAUGAAAAGAAGGAGGAGACACCUGGGGAAACAAAUGCUGUGCAAAAUGUUGAAAUGAAAGAAGUUGCAAAUGGGACAAAUAACACUUCAUCACCAUCUCUUCACCCAGAAAACAUCUCUCCUGAUCAGUUAAUUCGUUUCGACAUCACACCGGCAUACGACAGCCACAGUGAUCUGAGACAUCCAUACAAUGGACUUCAUUCAGACAAUCUCAGCACUAAGUUUUGUUCUAUUCUUUAGGAAGACAUUUCCAAUUUGUACCAUUUUUAAAAUAAUUAUUUCAUGCUUCAUAUCCAGUCCUGCGUAUUAUCGGAGACCAAUAUAACAUAAAGCCUGCGGUGUCGUGUUUUUUGUCCUGGGCAUUGUGCAGUGCUUAAUGGCUGUUUGUUCGAUGCUUUUCAAGAAACGUCUGGGGAUUUCUGCUUUGUGGACACAGAGUUGUCAUCUGGGAAAGGCAAGCCUACAUGCUGAGUCCCUCUGUGGAGCCCAGCUUCAUUUGCACCUGUUGCUUGCCUCCCGGCGAUGGGCAGCAAAAGAACCAUCAUGCUGGGAAAGCUAAUUUCCCUCCGGAAAAAUGAAUCUUGUUAUUGACUGUUUUCAUGUGGAAAUCAGAUGGCAAACACAGAUGACCAGAGGAACUUGAUAAACAUGUGACCCUGCCUGUGAUAACCCAUCCACAGUCAUUUUUUGUGAUUCGCUGUUUUCCAUAUAAAUGUAAAAAAUAUAAAGAUUUAACCUUGAUGUCUUUAAUAUUGACUGCAAGGUCAUGUCCAAGAUUGAAAUAAACUUUGAUGCUCCUAAUCUCA